AUGAUAAAUCGGCUUGCGACUUCCGAUUACAACUGGGAUGAGCGGCGAGACAGACAGCCAAUACUACAAAGAUACCAGAAACCGAAACUCUACCAAGAUAUUCCCAAUAGUGCACCAUUUCUGAUGUCGGAUGUUGCUCGAGUGAGACGAAGACUGGCGGAAAUAGCUCAUCAAAUGAGCAUUAUGAGAGAAACGCGACUGAACCUUACUACUGAAGAUUACCUGAGAACAAGAGCGGACCUCGAAACAUUCAACACAGAGGAAGAAGACACGAUGCUGGCGAUUCGGAAUCGUCUCAGUGACAUUUCAUUGACAACUUUCGAACCGCUUGCUACACCGACAGCGGAACAGAUGGCUACGAUGAAAGGCAGAAAUCGAACAAAUAACCACCUGAUUCUUUUUAAUGUGGGAGAAACUAGAAUAAUUGAACUGUUCACUCUCCAAACGGGCUUAUAUGACUUGAAAGCAGGGCGCGUUCUUCCUUCUACGAUGGAAACAACGACGACAUCCCAACUUCUGCCCAUAAGUUCCCAGGCUACGACAGCUCCGUUACCCGUUGUUGCAGAGAAGAAGCAAGAGGAAGCUAAGAAUAUAGUAGAGCCAACGGCUGCGGAAUCGAAGACGCAAGCGCAGCUUGCAGAUAGACGACCGGUCACAUCAGAAGACAAGAGCGAGAGGAAACAAGAGAGUGCGGCAAAGAUAGGUGAGUCGCAUGAUCUUUCCGAAAAUUAUAGUCAAUCUGAUGCCAAAACUCAUUGCAAAAAAAAAUAACA
Messenger RNA from Cylicostephanus goldi, 773 nucleotides. The record is from the annotation of a GenBank genome assembly. NCBI's taxonomy places the organism in Eukaryota, Metazoa, Nematoda, Chromadorea, Rhabditida, Strongylidae.